This is a messenger RNA of Symbiodinium sp. CCMP2592, 312 nucleotides long. The record is from the annotation of a GenBank genome assembly. Lineage: Eukaryota; Dinophyceae; Suessiales; Symbiodiniaceae.
AUGGCUGUGAUGGAUGCUGCAAAGCGAGUGACUACCCGGCUGCCUCCAGAAGACAAGCUUCACAGCUGCUUCCUCCAAGCAAGUUUCGCUUCUCUGCUGCCGUCCUUCAUCCCUGCGGACGCGCUGCGCUGGAUUUUCCUGUCUAGGGCAGGAAAGCGCAUCCUGGACGAGGGUGAUAUUUGGAGACACAUCUUUCAGACAGGUCUGGACUUGACGGGUGCUUGCAUUGGUCCAGAGGGAGCGGCAGCACUAGCUCAACGGAUGCCGGAGAAUCUGCAGACGCUCAGCCUGGAUGCCGCUUGGCUUUUCUGA